AUGUUAAAAGUGUCAUUGAGUGUGUUCCUAGGAGGAACCACUACUGGAAAUUGGAGACUUUAUCCUAUACUGAAGGAAAUUUGGAGAUAUGCAUCUUGUUUCUCUACUAUCCAAUGGCAGUGGAUGUCGAGAAGAGCAAAUGACGCAGCACAUGUUGCUGCUGGUUUAGCCAACGUGAGCCAUCAAAUUCAAUGUCUUACACUCAAAUUUAUAGUAAGGAAAGUGAUAGCAAUGGAAGCACACAAUUGCAAAAUGGUGAUGGCCAAGGAAAACACAAACCGAGGAAAGGGUUGGCAAUUACACUUAAGCAUCAAAAGUUCAUACAAGAAGACCACUGGGCCUUCGAAACUCCCAACUAUUGGUUGGUUGGUUAAUGGAGAUACAAAAGACUUAUCUUCCUCAUCUAUACGUAUACUUUCUUUCGACUUCAAGAAAAAGAAGUUCUAUUGGACUCCUCAUCCUGUGGCCUUAGAGAAAAAGCCGAGUCUUCGGAAUUUUCUUCACGUGCUUAAUUUCAAGGAAUCUUUAGCUCUAGUGGAAUUUUCUUCAUCAGAAGAUAAAUAUAUGAAGAUAUGGGCAUUGAAAAAUAAUUAUGGUAACAAAGAAUGGGUGCUAAAUUACAAAAUAGAUGCAGGACAAUAUCUUCUUUCUCUUCCUCUUGGGAAUCUUAGUCUCUCUGAGUGUGGCGAAUGGGAGCACGACAUAUUUUUCAACCAAUAG
Messenger RNA from Prunus armeniaca (apricot), 720 nucleotides. NCBI's taxonomy places the organism in Eukaryota, Viridiplantae, Streptophyta, Magnoliopsida, Rosales, Rosaceae. The record is from the annotation of a GenBank genome assembly.